GCCAUGCUGCUGUGGGCCCCACCAGCGCUGCUCGCCCUGCUUCUGCCCGUGCUCCUGACUCAGGGAGAAGCCAGGCGCAGGGGGGGCCUCCCGGCCCAGAACACCUCCGGGCCUGCUCUGCGGCGGCUGUCGGACCACCUCCUGACCAACUACAAGAAGGGCGUGCGGCCUGUGCGAGACUGGAGGAGGCCAACCACCGUGUCCAUCGACGUCAUUGUCUAUGCCAUCCUCAACGUGGACGAGAAGAACCAGGUCCUGACCACCUACAUCUGGUACCGGCAGUACUGGACUGACGAGUUUCUCCAGUGGAACCCCGAGGACUUCGACAACAUCACCAAGCUGUCCAUCCCCACGGACAGCAUUUGGGUCCCGGACAUUCUCAUCAACGAGUUCGUGGACGUGGGGAAGUCUCCAGAUAUCCCGUACGUGUAUGUCGCACAUCAAGGCGAGGUCCAGAACUACAAGCCCCUCCAGGUGGUGACUGCCUGCAGCCUCGACAUCUACAACUUCCCCUUUGAUGUGCAGAACUGCUCGCUGACCUUCACCAGCUGGCUGCACACCAUCCAGGACAUCAACAUCUCCCUUUGGCGCCCGCCAGAAAAGGUGAAGUUCGACAAGAGCGUCUUCAUGAACCAGGGCGAGUGGGAGCUUCUGGGGGUGCUGACCCAGUUUCGGGAGUUCAGCAUGGAAAGCAGCAGCAGUUAUGCAGAAAUGAAGUUCUACGUGGUCAUCCGCCGGCGGCCCCUAUUCUAUGCGGUCAGCCUGCUGCUGCCCAGUAUCUUCCUCAUGGUCAUGGACAUUGUGGGCUUUUACCUGCCCCCAGAGAGUGGUGAGAGGGUCUCCUUCAAGAUCACACUCCUUCUGGGCUACUCUGUCUUCCUGAUCAUUGUGUCCGACACGCUGCCCGCCACCGCCAUCGGCACUCCCCUCAUUGGUGUCUACUUUGUCGUGUGCAUGGCUCUGCUGGUCAUCAGCUUGGCUGAGACGAUCCUCAUCGUGCGGCUGGUCCACAAGCAAGACCUGCAGCAGCCGGUGCCUGCCUGGCUGCGGCGCCUGGUUCUCGAGCGAAUCGCCCUGCUGCUUUGCCUGGGGGAGCAGCCAACCUCCCAUCGGUGCCCAGCUGCCUCCCAAACCAGCAAGACUGAUGACUGCUCAG
Myotis lucifugus (little brown bat) is the source of this 1156-nucleotide messenger RNA. Its product is annotated as 5-hydroxytryptamine receptor 3A. The record is from RefSeq and is a predicted model, not a curated record. Gene Ontology annotation, molecular function: extracellular ligand-gated monoatomic ion channel activity; transmembrane signaling receptor activity; neurotransmitter receptor activity. The annotation marks the transcript as partial. Gene Ontology annotation, cellular component: synapse; neuron projection; postsynaptic membrane. Lineage: Eukaryota; Metazoa; Chordata; Mammalia; Chiroptera; Vespertilionidae. Gene Ontology annotation, biological process: regulation of membrane potential; signal transduction; nervous system process. The transcript has 8 exons.